Messenger RNA from Plasmodium fragile, 4638 nucleotides. RefSeq lists its product as uncharacterized. NCBI's taxonomy places the organism in Eukaryota, Apicomplexa, Aconoidasida, Haemosporida, Plasmodiidae. The transcript is spliced from 7 exons. The record is from RefSeq and is a predicted model, not a curated record. The coding region runs from base 1 to 4638 and encodes 1545 amino acids.
AUGACGUAUGCGAAGUUGGGACAUUUAUUAGCACACUAUCUGAUAAAAAGGGGUCUAGUGGGCAAACAGGAACUGUAUAAGGAAUUCAUAUGGACAGAUAUAAGAGGCCUACUCGAAGAAUUUGUGGAAAAUAUGCAGAACGAGGACCUAGACACCCUUGCAGCUAAUUGUUUAAACCACGGUUACACAUAUCCGCCUUGGGGACCACGACCGAUCGUAGCUAAAAUGGGAGACAGAAUUAUGUGCAGACUCAUGUCACGAGCAUUAUUUUUCAUGAAUGAAUGGCCUACGCCGUCCGCCAGGACGGACCAUACAGACCCUCAGAAUGAAGAGUUGAAGGAACAUAUAAGGUGCGCCAUAGUAAAUGUAUUUAUGAACAUAUUGAACGAAUCUACAUGCAGAAGUAGAAUGGGCAUACAUUAUGCCUGGGAGGUUGUGAAAGAGCUGCACAAAGGUUUGCCAGCACUCAUUAUAAACAGCAAGUGCCAGCAGGGAGAGUUUGAAAACAUACAAAUAGGAGAAUUUGACAUGGCAGAGAAGAUUAAGGAAUGGUUAAAGAAAAACCCGAGCUUGACUGACAAAAUUGGAGGCAUGGGUAUAGACAGCACAUGUAGGAAAAGCGUAGCACAACUUGACGGGGCCAGGCAGGACGCAAAUGACAUGGAUGCCAAAAUACAACUGCAGCAAGAGGAAAAAGAAGCUGUACGUGAGUUAGGCCAAGCAGUGAAAACCAUAGUUGAGGAGGUAAAGACAGAGGUAGAGCGCUGCGCGCAGGAAACUGCAGCAUGCAUUGAGUCUAUCGACGCUGUCACCCGUAGCAAUCCGCAGGAAGAUGACAGUGAGGCCAUAGUAUCGAACUCUGUCGCCGGCGGCACAACAGCAACGGAACCGACAGAGAAAGACACGCAGGACACGGACACGAACAAACCAGGCACGCGACAGGAACUUGCAGGAACAGGCGCAGCCAAGUCAGGGACAACGAAACCACAAGCACCGGCAUCUCCAGUAUUACCACAGGCACCAUCAGGAUCAGGCAGGAACGAUAGCACAGCAGGCCCUGACGGGCAACCACAAGCACCGGCAUCUCCAGUAUUACCAGCAAGACCACCAUCACCUCCUCAACCAAAGACCGAAAAUGAUCAGGCAUCACCGGGACAGGGAGCACCAGGAGACGACGUACCACAACCCCCACCUGCGGCACCACCGAGGCAACAACACCCAGCAGCAGGGGAAAAGAAGAAGGAACCAGUAGAGGAUACAGAUGUGAAAGGUAAGGACACUAAUACCAUGGAGGACCAGUGGGAUUUCCUAGAUAAUAUAGAUCCCUUACCUGGGGAGGAACGCCCAGAUCCCAGAAUUACGGACGAAACCGAUAAGUAUAGUACGGGGGGUCCUUGGGGUCUCCCUGGGGCUGCAAGAACGAUAAGUAUAUCGAAGGGCACGUCAGUUACUACACUGAAUGUACCAACAGGGAAGGAGAAAUCAGAUAGUAUACCAGCGCCAGAGCCAGAACCACCGGCAGCAUCGAGAGAACAGAAACCAGGAGAACCUACAAGUGCAGGCAAAUUACCAUCACAAACACCAUUACCGGAGCCACCAUCAUCAGCAGACGCUCCGGCAACGGAAUCCGCAGGAACAGGAGCAGGGGAAAGUGGAAGUAAAGCUGAUAAGGCGGAUCAUCCCACCGGCUGGGUCCAUGUGGGUGGAAGUUCCCAGAAGGAUAAUACAAGUGAUAGCUUCUGGGGUUCAGCAAAGGACGAUAUAGGAUGGGACACUUAUUUCCCAUGGGAUAAACCGGGCACGACAAAAACACAGAAACCUGUUGGCUCACUUCGUCCUGUUCUCUCUUCAUACGAUAAAAGUUCAUUCGGGUGUAAUGACGCCGAUGGCCUUAGCGGGCACACAUCAUGCGAUCUCAGGCUUCCCCCCGCUUCACCACCGGAAGGAAUAAACGCAGGGGGAGGAUUCGUACCACCCGCCCCCGAAGAUGGGCCCCGUUCCCAGAAUGACGAUCCUGGUGGGGUCCACGGUGGCCCCUUCUUUCCCGACCUAACCGACACCGUCCUUACCGCCACUACUCCCAUCCUCGUCUUCGUCACUUCGGUCAUCUUCGCCCUCCUUAGUUAUUCCCUUUGGAAAUACUUUGCGUACCUCGGAAAACAACGACGACGAAAGUUUCGAACCGUUCGUGACGUGCCGUCACCGCCACUCGACGAAGAAAUAUUGCAACAUCUACAACGAGGCGACCUGCCGCCACCCGAUUACGGGUACACCAUGGUUAGGGAUAGGCGACCUGCGUCAACAUCCGGUAGAGGACGCCCCCCGCGCGUGCAUAAGCGCACGCUCAUCGAGCUACAUCUAGAAGUGCUCCACGAAUGUGAAGCAGCCGAGUGGGCAAACGUCAAAGAGCACUAUUGGCAGAUUGUCGUGGAGGAGUUUGCACAGGAGUUUGCGCAGGAUUUGAUGCGGGACAAGGACACGAAUAACAACAUCUUGGGUGUGCCUACCUCAAAACAGGGUUUAUCAGGGAACCAUGUUUCCUUCACCAUGGAUCCACCCAGUGACUCCGACGGCAUACAUCCAUGUCCACGUAACGACGAUAACCCCGAUCCAUGGACUUGCAUGGAAACUAUACCGUUAGCAACGGACCCUUCUGCUUCUAACGAAGAGGACCGAUGGAGUUGUAUGGAAACCAUACAGUUAGCAACGCACCCUUCUGCAUCCAACCACGAUGACCCCGAUCCAUGGAGUUGGAAGGAGAAAUCAGAUAGUAUACCAGCGCCAGAGCCAGAACCACCGGCAGCAUCGAGAGAACAGAAACCAGGAGAACCUACAAGUGCAGGCAAAUUACCAUCACAAACACCAUUACCGGAGCCACCAUCAUCAGCAGACGCUCCGGCAACGGAAUCCGCAGGAACAGGAGCAGGGGAAAGUGGAAGUAAAGCUGAUAAGGCGGAUCAUCCCACCGGCUGGGUCCAUGUGGGUGGAAGUUCCCAGAAGGAUAAUACAAGUGAUAGCUUCUGGGGUUCAGCAAAGGACGAUAUAGGAUGGGACACUUAUUUCCCAUGGGAUAAACCGGGCACGACAAAAACACAGAAACCUGUUGGCUCACUUCGUCCUGUUCUCUCUUCAUACGAUAAAAGUUCAUUCGGGUGUAAUGACGCCGAUGGCCUUAGCGGGCACACAUCAUGCGAUCUCAGGCUUCCCCCCGCUUCACCACCGGAAGGAAUAAACGCAGGGGGAGGAUUCGUACCACCCGCCCCCGAAGAUGGGCCCCGUUCCCAGAAUGACGAUCCUGGUGGGGUCCACGGUGGCCCCUUCUUUCCCGACCUAACCGACACCGUCCUUACCGCCACUACUCCCAUCCUCGUCUUCGUCACUUCGGUCAUCUUCGCCCUCCUUAGUUAUUCCCUUUGGAAAUACUUUGCGUACCUCGGAAAACAACGACGACGAAAGUUUCGAACCGUUCGUGACGUGCCGUCACCGCCACUCGACGAAGAAAUAUUGCAACAUCUACAACGAGGCGACCUGCCGCCACCCGAUUACGGGUACACCAUGGUUAGGGAUAGGCGACCUGCGUCAACAUCCGGUAGAGGACGCCCCCCGCGCGUGCAUAAGCGCACGCUCAUCGAGCUACAUCUAGAAGUGCUCCACGAAUGUGAAGCAGCCGAGUGGGCAAACGUCAAAGAGCACUAUUGGCAGAUUGUCGUGGAGGAGUUUGCACAGGAGUUUGCGCAGGAUUUGAUGCGGGACAAGGACACGAAUAACAACAUCUUGGGUGUGCCUACCUCAAAACAGGGUUUAUCAGGGAACCAUGUUUCCUUCACCAUGGAUCCACCCAGUGACUCCGACGGCAUACAUCCAUGUCCACGUAACGACGAUAACCCCGAUCCAUGGACUUGCAUGGAAACUAUACCGUUAGCAACGGACCCUUCUGCUUCUAACGAAGAGGACCGAUGGAGUUGUAUGGAAACCAUACAGUUAGCAACGCACCCUUCUGCAUCCAACCACGAUGACCCCGAUCCAUGGAGUUGUAUGGAAACCAUACAGUUAGAUACACAACGCGACCCGUACUCCUCCCCGCGGAAUGAAUGCCCGCUCCGCGACCACACUAAUUGGAUUAACUGGAUUGAGCGUCACAAGCAUCUAUUGCGCGCGUGCACGAUGCAGCCGUGGUUUUUGCAAUUAAAAGCGGAUUGGAAACAAUACCUGCGUGAGCGCAUGGCGGCAACCGGAGCAUCCGGUGACCACAGGAAAGCCGCAACCAUGGAAAGCACGAAACUGCGGUUGUGGAAAGAAUGGGUAGCGCAACAACAUCGGCAAAUGCGUAUGUAUAAGGAGCAGUGGUGUAAACAUUUGUUGCAUAAUGUAGAGGAGGAGACAGUACCGGAAAAAGGCGAAGAACAUAUACUGGAAAAAGACUUAGAAGUGGAAACAGUAAUGGCCGCAGAAGAUAUGCUAACAGUCACGGCUGUUCCACGCCCGCAACUGCAUCCGCAACCUUACAUGAAAAAACGGUUAAUUGCCAAAUUGUGGAUGCUACUCCUCGCGUCCGUAAUCGAAGAGUGCGAAUUCGAGAGUAGUAUGCAGGAGAAGGAGUUAUAUUUGGAUGAUCUAUUGCAACAGUGUUCACAUUAG